AUGGAAAUUCACUGGCCAGCUAAUGAGGAACAUUCAUGCACACCUGGGACAUGUGGUGAGUACCAUCUGUAUGCGGAUGAUACUCAAAUCUACCUAUACUCCCCUGAUUUGGCACCAUCUGUAUUGGGCCGUGUCACUGAAUGCCUUUCUGCCAUUUCAUCUUGGAUGACAUCUCGCCACCUCAAACUUAAUAUUUCCAAAACAGAAUUAAUUAUAUUUCCACCAGCCAAUAGUAGUUUCCAACCUGAUAUCUCUAUCACUGUUAAGAACUCGGCAAUCAUCCCUACCCCACAAGCUCGCUGCCUAGGUGUCAUUCUUGACUCUGAACUGUCCUUUGUUACCCACAUUCAAUCUGUCUCAAGAUCAUGUUACAUACAUCUAAGAAACAUAUCCAAAAUACGACCAUAUCUUACACAAGACACAGCAAAAACUCUAAUCCAUGCUCUCAUUAUCUCCCGCAUUGAUUAUUGUAAUAGUCUCCUGACCGGUCUUCCCAAACAUAGGCUCUCACCACUACAAUCCAUUUUGAAUGCAGCUGGGAGGCUAAUCUUCCUUGCCAGACGUUCAUCGUCUGCAGAUCCGCUCUGUCAGUCCCUCCAUUGGUUACCGGUAUUCUACCGUAUUAAAUAUAAAAUACUUUUACUCACAUACAAGGCUAUUAACCAAACUGCACCAACA
Molecule: messenger RNA, 678 nt
Organism: Pseudophryne corroboree (corroboree frog)
Lineage: Eukaryota; Metazoa; Chordata; Amphibia; Anura; Myobatrachidae
Exons: 2
Source: RefSeq, a predicted model, not a curated record